This is a messenger RNA of Saccharomycodes ludwigii, 1422 nucleotides long. RefSeq names its product Hpc2p (gene HPC2). The transcript has a single exon. The coding region runs from base 1 to 1422 and encodes 473 amino acids. The record is from RefSeq and is a predicted model, not a curated record. NCBI's taxonomy places the organism in Eukaryota, Fungi, Ascomycota, Saccharomycetes, Saccharomycodales, Saccharomycodaceae.
AUGGGCCCCAAAAACAAUGAGAUUAUAACGAUCAAUAACAAUAGCAAUACUCCUACUCUAAAUAACCAACACUCCAAAACAAAUGUAUCAUUUUUAAUUUCAGAGGAUAAAGACACAUCAUCAUUACCCUUUUUGCAGUUACCAUCCCAGCUGGAAAAUAAUGCCUUUUCUAUACCUGGCUUGAAAACACAACAAAGUUCUUCAUUAGUGCAAAAAAAGAAACCUGAAAAUUCAUUUGAUGCAAAAAAGAGUAAUUUGACUCGCAAUACUUCCAAAACUAAAACAAAGACUAAAAAUGAAAACAGUAAGGAUAAGGGGGAAACUUCGAAGAGUGAUUUAAAUAAUGAUUCAAAUAACAAAAAAAGCGAGAAUACAACUAUUCAAAAUACAAAAAUCAUCAAUAAUAUUAGCACUCCAACCACGGCUCAAAAAGCGUUAGCAACUAAAGCCGCCUCCUUUCCAGUUAAUAGUUCUCCAUUAAUUAAAAAUAUUCAAAAUACACCAAAAAUAUUUUCAUCUAAACUUUCCACAGACACUGGCAAUAAUCCUAAAAAUAUUCAUAAAUAUGGUUCGACAUCAGUAUCUGCUACUCCAAGAAAACAACAAUCGGAUAUGACUCCUGGCAAUAAUUUAGUUACAAAGGCGGCUACAACGGUUACUAAGAAGGACAAUGGCGAAUAUCUAGGAACCCCGAAAAUUAUUAAAACAAGUUCAUUAUUUAACAGUAAUAUAACCAAUCAAAACAACAAUGCAGAAGACGACGUUAAUAAUAUUGGCAAUGGUGUUAUUGUCGUGAAUAUUCCAUUGUAUACUACGGAAGAUAACAACUAUUUAGAUGAAAAUGGUCAAGUUGUUUUUAAUUUCACUCAAAUUAUUAAUGAUUAUAAUAAAAAGCACCACCCUAAAGCGACUGGCAAUAAAAAUGUUAAUGCAAAACUUGCUGGAAAAAGAAAUCUAUUAAAUGUUUUAGAAAAUAAAAAUAAUUCAAACAAAAAUGCAGAUGGUGAAGACGAUUUAGGUGAAUUACUUGACGAUGAACUAAGUGGCGGAGAUCUUGAUGAUUUAACUGGCGACGACGACGUUGAUGACGACGAAGAUGCCGAUGAAGAAGUAAAUGAUGGGUAUCAUGAUCCUGGUAACAUUGGUAAUAGUAAACUAAGUAAAAUGAUAAUGGGCACUGGAGGAAACAAUACUCCAAAUAGUAAAAAACAACCGCAUCCAAAUAAAGGUAAGAGCAGAAUAGGCAAAUAUGAUAUAGAUGACCCAUUUAUAGAUGAUUCUGAAUUAUUAUGGGAAGAACAAAGGGCAGCCACCAAGGAUGGUUUUUUUGUAUUUUCUGGUCCCUUAAUUGAGAAAGGACAUUAUGCUAGUUUUGAAAGGAUCGACGGUACAAUGAAAAGAGGGGGAGUCAGAAGCAAGUAA